This is a messenger RNA of Aureobasidium musti, 1569 nucleotides long. NCBI's taxonomy places the organism in Eukaryota, Fungi, Ascomycota, Dothideomycetes, Dothideales, Saccotheciaceae. The record is from the annotation of a GenBank genome assembly.
AUGUAUCCAUCUCCUCCCUCCGUCGCGUUCGAGCCUGAGCAUGAGCCUGUGUGGUUUUUGAAAGAGCGGGUUGUUCUAACAUGGCACGAUCAAACCCGAAAUCAAGCGCUACAUCUCGGAGAGCCGUCUCCUCUCAACAAGGACGCAAGUCUGAUACUUUGGCUUGGUCUCGUCGAAUCUAGCAAACAAGCGGUGGCCAUGUUACAACUCACAGUCACACACUAUUCAAAAGGAAAGAGGAAGAGGUUCGACUUGUUCUCAGUGCCUAAAAGCUUGGAGCUUGUCAGCGAUGAGAUACCCGUUUUGGGUUUAGAUGACAUACCUGAAGGCAUCGCUCGCAUGUUCGAAGCCAUCGAAGGCUCUACAAAAUCUCGAUUCUUGCGAAUGUCCUUGUGCAAGACAAUACCGAGUCAGACCCUAAUGCCUAUCCGCAAGGCUACGCGAGCUGUACAAGGCACUGCCGAACACAUUAUGCUCUAUGCACAAGCUUUCGCCGAGUCGGCCGAGAGACAUGAAAUCUACAUGGGCUAUAGCACAUACGCGCAUGAGGCCUUGACCAGAAACAUACAUGCUCUCAAGUCCGACUACGCGGUUCCAUCGUUCAACCUCGAAUCGUCCUACAACCACAACGGUGGAGUUUUCAACGUGUGGGACGAUUAUCUGGAUACGGACUCUGCUCGCACAGCAACCAACGUUGAUGCUGACCUGGACCACCGCCACGCCCGCAAGAGGAAAAGAGCAAGGCAUGAGCAAGGAGAAGGAGACCAUUCAGUCGGAGAUGAAGCAGAUACCCAACCAGAACCCCAGGGUCCACAGACCGCAAAAGACGAUGCUCCACCACCAGCAUACGAACAGGUUCAGGUGCCAGCAAGCGACUGCGCACCCACUCCACGUUCAAGCAAACGCAGGGAUGCUUCCAUCGUGCCAACGACACCUCCGAACCAAGGUCCAUGCACUGACAGCAGCUUCUCGUUGAAUCCGCUCGAUACCCCUGACUCACCUCCGCUCGGACCCCCUUUUUCUCCGCGCGUUAAUCCUGCACAACGUCUACCAUUACUCGACACUCAACUCGUCUCGCAAACGAACCACCGCUCAGAUAUCAACGUUGCAUUGCACACAGCUUUCGUGACAUGGCUGAUCAAUAUGGAGAGGCUGCAGCCUUUUCUACACGAGGAUCCUGAUCUCUACACAAUUCUGGUAGCUUUCGGUCUCGCCGUGCAAAGAGGAGACAUCACUCGCUUUCCCAACAUCAAAGCAAGAGCUACCUCGCUAGUCUUGAAACGUCAUGUCACAUCGACAUGCGAGAUUCGCAAAUGGGACGUGCCGGCAGAGAAGCUGGUACAAAGACUGGUAAGAUGGAUGUGUGGACUCGUACUACAUGCUGAUAUAGAGUUGAUUGGUGACCUUNUGCUGUUGACACGAAAGGCCAUUAAUGUGACGCAGGAUAGUCAAGACCCAGUAGUGGCAGACAUGACGAAGGAAGAAGAGUACAUGCUUCAAGAAGCUACUUGUGUCGCAAACUUCUUCGUGACUUAUGCUCUACCUCUAUCACGACAUUUGAGACCAUAA